GAUAAAAUCCCAUAACAAUCUAACAAUUGCAAAACAUAUCAUAGUUUAAAUACUGAUAAAUUUAUGCUACGUCAUAAAUUUGAUAAAUAGAAAUUAUUUAUUAACUAAUACAUUUUCAGUAGACAACAAUAUUUAGUGAAAGAAACAACAUGGCAACCUCUCCAAGAGUACUUUCAAUUCAAAGCCAUGUCGUAUCAGGAUAUGUUGGUAAUAAGGCUGCAACUUUCCCAUUACAGGUUCUCGGUUUUGAAGUAGAUCCAUUAAAUUCUGUCCAGUUCUCGAAUCAUACAGGCUAUGGUUCGUGGAAGGGCCAAGUUUUAAAUGAAAAAGACCUUGAUGACUUAAGUGAAGGUCUAGAUAAAAAUAAAUUGAAUUUUUAUACACAUUUAUUAACGGGAUAUGUUGGAUCACCAUCUUUUUUACGAAGGAUUGCUGAAGAAGUUAAAAAAUUGAAAACGAUUAAUCCAAAUUUAAUAUAUGUUUGUGAUCCUGUAAUGGGCGAUAAUGGAGAAAUGUACGUGCCAAAAGAAUUACUGCCUAUUUAUCGUGAUGAAAUCAUCUCACUGGCUGACAUUUUAACACCAAACCAAUAUGAGGCGGAAUUAUUAACUGGAAUAAAAAUAAAAUCUAUAAACGACGCUUGGAAAGCCAUUGAUGAAUUUCAUGUAAAAGGCGUUAAAACUGUUGCAAUAUCAAGUACAAAUUUAGGAACUGAUGAAUAUUUCUUAGGAUUGUGUAGUUCAGUAAUUUAUGGAAAACCAACAAAAGUUACUAUUAAAAUAAAAAAAUUACCAGCUAAUUUUACAGGAACUGGCGAUGUAUUUGCAGCAUUAUUUUUAGCUUGGAUGUAUAAAACGGAAAAUAAUUUAAAAGUAACGUUAGAAAAUACGAUUGCAACUUUACAAGGUGUUUUGAGAAAUACUUUACAAAUGAAUACAGAUAAAACGAUAAAAAGUUUGGAAUUACGUUUAAUUUCAUCCAAAAAUGUUAUUGAAAAUCCCACAGUUGAAAUUUUGGGAGAAAUAGCAUAGAAAAAAGGUUACUAAUUCUUCUAACUUAAUUAAGGUGAAAAUAUCAAUACACUCUCUUUUUUUUAACAAAUGUCUUGUUUACUCACAGCCAUGAGUCAAAUAUUUUAACUAUAUUUAGCAAAGUUUAGAUAGAUGGGUUUGAUGGACAAUAAUAAUUUUAAAAAUAGACAGCGGUCAUGAGUGUGAUAAUUGAAUUAGCUGUUAACGAACAGAUAACAAACGUUUUUAUUGAUUUUAGUGUUAGUAUUUUUAUUUAAAAUAUCCACUUUUUUUACCCAAAUUCUAAAUAAUGCUAGCCAACGGCGUUUUUUUAGUAGGCUUAAUCCCAAAAUAUGAAUCAGGCUUUCCACAAAUACGGGUAAUUUUUUUAUGAAUUUGUGGGAUGCAUUGUUUAACUUAAAUGUCUAUAAUAAUUAAAGUAUGGGCCAGGUUAGAAAAAUUCUACAGUAGUGUCUCGAUAAUCUUCUAAAACCACUUCACAAACGAGACUGGACACACAGCAUUAAACACGAGUUAGUGUAUGCUAUUGCUUUAUUUUAGAAUCAUAUUAAAUGUAUAUAUAUAUACAAACAAUAUCAUUUUUGAGUGUUAAAGUUACUGGACGUUUCCGAUUAUCGAGACUCUACUGUAUUGAGAAUAUAAGCCAAAAUUAUAGUUUGACCAAAUAAAUGUGUUCGAUGUAUAAGAAAAAUGAUAAUGUAAUAAAAUUGUUAUCUAGUUAAAAAUUUAUGAAUUCGAAAAUGUUUAUAAAGAAAUAUAGAAAGGUAUUUUCGAAUUCGAAAGUUAUAUAGUCUUUAAAAAGUUAUACUGAAAGAUAUCGAAAAUUUACGUAAAUAUUGCUAUAAGUCGGAAACGACAAUUUUUAAUUUUAUUAAAUAAAAUAUAUUUCUUAAAAAUUAUAAUUUUUAUUUAUUUUUUGUGGUCCGCUAAACCUGAGACAAAUGAAUGGUCACCUUACCAUUAAAUAUUUAUACACAAGCAAAAAGGUCACAAUUUAAAAGUUUACGUAAAUUUCCAAUUUAAUCCAAUCAAUACGGGUUAAUUUCAAAAGAUUCAAAAAAUUUAACAUGUUAGAAUUCUUCAGUUAAACCGAGUACUAAUUCCAAAUUAUUACUUCGAAAACUUGUCUAAGAUAUUAUAAAAAAAAGAUGAAAAAAUAACACAGUUAAUUGUUUUAAA
Chrysoperla carnea is the source of this 2210-nucleotide messenger RNA. RefSeq names its product pyridoxal kinase. Lineage: Eukaryota; Metazoa; Arthropoda; Insecta; Neuroptera; Chrysopidae. Gene Ontology annotation, biological process: pyridoxal 5'-phosphate salvage. Gene Ontology annotation, cellular component: cytosol. The record is from RefSeq and is a predicted model, not a curated record. The coding region runs from base 150 to 1031 and encodes 293 amino acids. Gene Ontology annotation, molecular function: pyridoxal kinase activity. The transcript has 6 exons.